AUGGCCAUUUCCGGGCAGCGCUUCGAGCUCGAUCUCGAUGCAGAGGACUUUACCAUCAAUCCCAUCGAUGAGUCUUCCCUGAGCGAAGCGUUCCGGAUCAAGGAUAUCCAAGAACACGAGCCCGCAGACGUGCCCGCCCCUCCGCAACCGAAAGCCACAAGUACUGGCUUCCCCGAGCACAAACAGCGUAAAGUCUCGCGCUUCAAACAGAAGCAAGAGCAAGUGCGUCACAAUGGAAUUGAGCAGCUAAAGUCCCGCGGACCGUCUGAUGCGGCUCUGGCGCAUCGGCUAAGCCGCAAGCAGGGCGUUGGCGCUGAAGCAGAUCAAAAAACCGAGAUCAGUGAGGAGAAUGAUCGCCGCAUCGCUGCCAUGUCUACCCAAGAGAUCGAAGAGGCUCGAGCAGAGAUAAUGGGGACCUUGAGCCCAGCACUCAUUCAGCGGCUAAUGAAGAGAUCUAGAAUUGACGACGAUGAGAUGCAAAAUGACAUAAACCUUCCUACACCAGGACAAAACGUUCCAUCACACCCAUCGACCGAAGUAACAGAGCCGCCAAUCAGAAAGGAUGUUAAGACCGCAGCAGAACUUCUCUCCAGCUCUGGAGCACAGGAUGUCCAACCUCCUGCAGACAUCGGGGCUGAUGACCCAGAUCCUCCACCAACUACGAUUCACCCCGAGCCAUCAAACGUCCACUUCCCCGUACCUCCGCGCUCGCCCUCGGACUUUCGCCCGCUCGAUCCCAACUCGCCCACGUUCCUCUCAGACCUGAAGUCCACAUACUUCCCCGAGCUGUCACAUGCGCCGUCCCCAAACGCCCUCGAAUGGCUGCAGUCACCGUCCCCACAAGAUCUCGAAGCAUCCUCAUAUUCUCCCGCCCUGACCUCAUAUCCCGCUUCCUCCAUCCGCUUCUCCUUCCGCGGCUCUCUCAUACCUCCAGCUACCUCCCUGCGACUGCCAACCAGUCUCGGCCUGCAUCACCACGGCGACGCUCCGGAUUCAGCAGGCUACACCAUCCCAGAACUCACACUCCUCUCGCGCUCGAGUCUGCCGAACCAGCGGUGUGUCGCCUACCGAACACUCGGUCGCAUCCUUUACCGGUUGGGCAAGGAGGAGUUCGGGCGGCGGGGUAGCGAACUAUAUGAGGCACUGUGGGCAGAGUUUGAGAAGGAGCGUACACUGGAGUUGGUCAUGACCGAGGCCGCUAAGGAAAGAGGACACGUCAGUGCCAAAGCGUACGCGACAGAAGCGCUGUGGUUGUGGCGCAAAGGAUGUGGCGGCGAGAGAGGCUUGAGGAAGCCGGGCGAGAGAAUGGCGAUUUAA
Molecule: messenger RNA, 1317 nt
Organism: Cyphellophora europaea CBS 101466
Lineage: Eukaryota; Fungi; Ascomycota; Eurotiomycetes; Chaetothyriales; Cyphellophoraceae
Exons: 1
Coding region: 1-1317 (438 amino acids)
Biological process (GO): transcription by RNA polymerase II
Cellular component (GO): nucleus
Source: RefSeq, a predicted model, not a curated record